Molecule: messenger RNA, 1507 nt
Organism: Drosophila arizonae
Lineage: Eukaryota; Metazoa; Arthropoda; Insecta; Diptera; Drosophilidae
Product: limbic system-associated membrane protein
Biological process (GO): homophilic cell-cell adhesion; synapse organization
Cellular component (GO): plasma membrane; axon; neuronal cell body
Molecular function (GO): protein binding; axon guidance receptor activity
Source: RefSeq, a predicted model, not a curated record
CAGAUACUUUGCAAUCAGUGGGCAACUAUGCAAUUCUUCAUUUAUUUUUUGGCUAUAUCGAUUUCAUUUACAGUUUCCAUUUCAGAGGGAUCAUUCAUACUACCAGAAAAUGAAGCUCCUACAACAGCACCAAAAUUUUUGUCUAGGGGCCACCUUUACAAAGUAAUAGUAGGCGAAACAAUUGAAUUACCAUGUAAAGUUCAAAAUCUUGGUUCAUACGUAUUACUAUGGAGAAAAGGCUCUUCCGUGCUCACUGCUGGCCAUUUAAAAAUUACAAGAGAUCAGAGAUUUAAGAUUGGUGCAGACUACAACCUUCAGAUAAAUGGAGUUAAGACUCAAGAUGCCGGCGACUACAUAUGUCAGCUUGGAGACCAGGAAAAUCGAGAUCAGGUCCACACGGUGGAAAUCUUAGUUCCGCCAACGUUGAGGGCCCUUCCACAUAAUGGUCAAGUAACUGCGCGAAAGGGAAGCACAGUUACACUUGAGUGUAAAGCAUCAGGCAAUCCUGUUCCAACAAUAUACUGGUUUAAGAAAGACGUUUACUCUGGGCCAACUCAUUUAUCAGACAGUUCAACAUUGAUUUUAGAAAAUGUCGAUAGACAUCACGCAGGGACAUAUCAAUGUUCCGCCGAUAAUGGUGUUAAAGAAAGAGUAUCAAUGGAUAUACAGCUAACUAUAUUAUCACCUCCUGAAAUUACGGUAGAGAAAGCUUGGGUUCACGCUGCAGAAGGAUAUGAUAUAGAGCUAGUGUGUGUGGUUCAUGGGGAUGUAAAUUCUGAAAUGCUGUGGUACCAGAACUCGUUCCUACUGGAUCCAACUGAUCGACGUUCCAUGUAUCCUCAUGAUGAUAGAUACAGUCUCAUUAUUCGAAAUUUCCAACAAACUGAUUUUGGAAACUAUAGUUGUGUUGCCGACAAUGCGCUGGGACGUACAAAGAAAUACAUUGAGGUUUCUGGAAGACCAGGUCCAGCUGAUUUUAUCUCGCCAGCCUUAAGUGGCUUUUUAGAUCAUUAUAACUUGACUUGGACUAUAGAGUCGAUACCCCCUCUAGAAGAAAUUAAGUUAUUGUACCGGAGGCUGCUGAUGAACGAAACCUACCAGCAUCCCGGUAAAUGGCACGAAUAUCAUAUAAAACCUAUUCCGAUUCGGACAGACGGUACACAUUAUUUAAUGUCAUACGUCAUACGGAACCUGGAACAUAAUGCUGUCUAUGAGGCAAUAGUGCAAGCUAAAAACAAAUAUGGAUGGAAUGAGAUCAGUGAUAUUCAUCAGUUCUAUACACGCAAUCAUGAUCUUCUCCUGGACAUAGAUAUGGAAUAUAAAAUGGGCAUUUCAAGUUGCAAUCGAUUAGCAAUCACCAUGGAUGUUAUAAUUUUACUAUAUAGUAUUUUUAUUUUAUCGGUCAAGAUUAUUAUUUAAAAAUAUUUAAUCAUUUGCAAAUCUAAGUUCAAAGGUGCCUUACUAUGUAUUUAGAAUAUGUACAUAUUUAUAAUAUUUAGUAGAUAUU